Messenger RNA from Paramecium sonneborni, 1038 nucleotides. Lineage: Eukaryota; Ciliophora; Oligohymenophorea; Peniculida; Parameciidae. The record is from the annotation of a GenBank genome assembly.
CAAUCUUUUAUGCUUUCAACACAAGUAUUUAACUCUUUUGCUCAAAGAUAAAGUAAUGGAAUAAUAAAAUUAUUGGCAUAUGGAGUCUUCUUUGGUGGAGCAUAUGGAUGUGCUUGGCAUUAAUGGAGAGGUGCUUAACAGAAAUAACUUUAUGAGAAGGUUGAAAGUGAAAUUACAGAAUGGAAACCAUUAACAAUAAAUGGUUUAAAUGCUUCAAGAUAUCCAUGGGCUCGUAAUAUUAGAGAUUGGGAAUUCAAAUUAGUGAAAUUAUAUGGAUAUUUCCGAGUACCUAUAAAAUAACUAAUGAUAGGAUGAAAGAUUUUUUGUUAGAAGAGAAAGAGAAGGUAGAGAUGGUUUUCUAGUGUUUGCUCCAUUUGUAACAGCAUUAUAAUUUAAUGAUACUGAAUAAGAUCCAGAAUAAACCACUAAAUCUUAAGUUAUGGUUAAUUUAGGUUGGGUACCAAAAGAUAAUAUAAGUGAUAUCUAAAUGGGAUAAGAACCUAUUGGUACAACUGUAUAGAUUUUUAAUUUAUAUUAAGACAUAUGAAAAUGUUCCUCAUAACGAGGAUGAUGAUUAAUUAACAGGAUUUAAUAGAAACAUAGCUAAUAUGGAAGAAGAUUAUUAAAUGCCUUUUGUAGAAUUUGUUGGUAUGGUCAGAAGAGGAGAAGAGGAAGAUAUUUUAAAAGGACGUCGUAAUUGGCCAAGAGAAGGAGUCUACAAUUACAUAGAUUUAUGGUUUAUGUCCAGAUUAUAUAGAUCUUUCAAUUUGGUAUAAAAUGUUUGAUGAUUUUAUCAUAGACUGAUUCCUCAUCUGCAUACAUUGAAAGAUUAGUAUAAGAAUACGAUGAAGAAUCUGCCAAUUUGUAUCCCAUCCCAGCAACUAAAGAUAAUUUCGAUAAGCCUUUACCAACACCAUAAACUCAUUAAGCUUAUUCAUUAUUUUUCGGGUUAUCAUCUAUAAUGUCUCUAGCCCUAUUAGCCAUUAGAAGAUGAAUAUCAAGAUUAAAUAUUAUACCAUAUUCCAAAAUAUAAGCAGU